ACUAAUUAGCAUCUCAAUUUUGUUGUUGUGGGAGCUCUCUUCUGUUUCGUUGGUUUCUAGGCCGGGGGGGUGUCGACAUAUUGCCAUUCAGGUGAGGCCCACCUUUUCAGUGACAGACGCCCCCCCACAUAUACAUAUACUGACCCCGAAGAACAAGUCCCUUUAUUUUUUGGAGUAACGUAAUCGGCGCAUCACGGUUAACUUCGUGUCUGGAUAAUGGCUGACUGGCGUAUGCCUGGACCCUACUACGCGUAUGCGUACAGCCUUCUGUACCCCGAUCAGAACUACUGGGCCAAUGCUGACGGGGAGCCGAUGGUGCCGCAGAUGGUGCAGCCGAUGCUAAACAUGGCGAGUUACUCGGAGCCGCCGCCAGUAUAUCCUCCUGUCCAGGUAGACAGCAGAAGCGACAAGGACUCCGCUAGUCCAGACUCCUGUUCUGCCGGCGACUCCGAUAUCUUGUCCGAGGGUCAGGAGUUACCCGGAAGCGCCAGACUUCAGGCGAUGGGGAGCCCAGUUACAGGUGAACCCGUGUCCAGUACACUGGGGGACAACGACGGGAACCGGGAGAUUGCCACGCCAGAUCGAAACAACUUUGAUGCUACUGCGAACGUAAAGGCGAAGAAACGCAAAUUGCGCACCGCUUUCUCGCAAGAGCAAAUGGAAGCUCUUCGGCAACGUUUUCAAGUGCAGAAGUAUCUAACGCCAGUAGAAAUGAAGACUCUGGCGACGAUGAUCGGGCUCACCUAUAAACAGAUAAAGACUUGGUUCCAGAACCGAAGAAUGAAGAUGAAGCGCUACCAAAAGGAGAACUCUGGCCCAGAAGCUUGCUUUCCAGUUAUGCCAACCACUGCACCAGCAAAAUGGCAAGGGUUGCACUCACAAGGAUACUAUCUACGUAGACAUCAAGGUGAAGAUGCAGAAUAUCCAAAGCAGAACAGUUCAACUGCGCCACUACCUGCUUUGUAUCCACCACCUCAACACACCUAUCCGCACCACCCACCUCUGCCUGAUCCUGAAUACUGUGACAAAGUCUUGAGUAAAGAAUUAAGCAUCAAAAGUGAGGAAGACUGGCAACGACACCCUUCAGGCAUGGCAGUUCCAAUGCGUUUUGAUUAUUGUGGAAGCCUUUCCACUAUAGCUCAAGGACAGCCUCAGCCACUACCGUCAUAUGAGGAACAAAUCUCUGCAGCAGGACCCCAAAUGGUGCAGAUGGGUAGUCCGUAUGCGGGCUGCCACUAUGCACUUGAACAGUAUAUGUGCAGAAAGAACAGUGUUUCUUAAAAUCCAAAAAGCAGAUUUAGAGCUUCUAAUUGGCAGAUGAGCUAUUAUGAAAUGAGAUGGCCCACAAGACUACUGUUCUUUUUUGUUAUGACUUACCAGUACUAAUUGACUAUGUAUAUAUUUUUAUACUGUGUAUUUUACCAUCGAGUCUUUACUUGGACUUUUUUGGGCUCCCUCCCUCAAAAUAUUUUAAAGGAGCCCUGUAGAGUGACAAUCACAUUCAAAAAUUCUUUUGUUUAUGAUGAGCUAUUUGUAUGUAAAAAGAGGUUUUAUGCACUUUAAAAAUGUGUACAUAUUUAGUGCAUGUCUUUUAUCAUGUUCUUAAUAAAAUUACUUUAAAAAAAAAAAAAAUUAUGAUUGGGAGUUGGGGUGGUAAUGAGUGCCUGAAGUACUGAAAGAGACAAAUGAAAAGACACAUUAAAUAUUCAGUGAUGGACGACUGGGUCGAUUUAAUUAUGGGAUGGGAAAUCAUAAUAGGCA
Messenger RNA from Erpetoichthys calabaricus (reedfish), 1761 nucleotides. It is a transcript of the gene nanog, whose product is annotated as nanog homeobox. The coding region runs from base 217 to 1281 and encodes 354 amino acids. NCBI's taxonomy places the organism in Eukaryota, Metazoa, Chordata, Cladistia, Polypteriformes, Polypteridae. The transcript is spliced from 4 exons. Gene Ontology annotation, molecular function: DNA-binding transcription factor activity, RNA polymerase II-specific; RNA polymerase II cis-regulatory region sequence-specific DNA binding. Gene Ontology annotation, biological process: regulation of transcription by RNA polymerase II. The record is from RefSeq and is a predicted model, not a curated record.